This is a messenger RNA of Mesorhabditis belari, 300 nucleotides long. Lineage: Eukaryota; Metazoa; Nematoda; Chromadorea; Rhabditida; Rhabditidae. The record is from the annotation of a GenBank genome assembly.
AUGGGUGAUGAUCCAUGUGCUUGCUAUUUCGACCAUGAGGCUGCCAUGAGAAGGAUACUCUCUUUGCUUCGUGACAGCCAAACGGAAUGUGUUGAUGGAAACUGUGACCCGGCUCAACUUCCUGGAGGUCCUGCUGGAAGCCUAAUGCUCUGGACGAUGCUUUGGGGUGUGCUGGCGCUGGCACUGUUUUUCCUCCGACCCCGUUCUUUGCGACAACGUCCCACGGAUCCGCCCUCAAAACCAGGACCUAAUGACGACCAGGGUUCCAGCCACGAUCCACCACCCGGCCCCGGAGUUCAA